This is a messenger RNA of Gekko japonicus, 2642 nucleotides long. RefSeq names its product sialic acid binding Ig-like lectin 1, sialoadhesin (gene SIGLEC1). The annotation marks the transcript as partial. The transcript is spliced from 10 exons. Lineage: Eukaryota; Metazoa; Chordata; Lepidosauria; Squamata; Gekkonidae. The record is from RefSeq and is a predicted model, not a curated record.
AAUCGCCAUGACCAGGCUCCUGCUCCUUCUAGAACUUGCUCUUUGUGUUCUGCGAGCCUUGGCCUCAUGGAGCGUCACGUACCCCAGGAGUCUGCGGAGUGUCCAAGGUUCGUGUGUCCUGAUCCCCUGCACCUUCGACUACCCUGUGAACACCCCGGAGAGCAUCACAUCCAUCUGGUACAAAGAUAACGGGGGGCAGCGCAUUCCGGUUUUCCAUUCCUCGACUCCGGACGCCGUGGACGCUCAGUUCCAAGGCCGCGCAGAACUGCUCGGAGACCCGCUCAGGGAGCGCAACUGCACCCUCCUCCUGAGGAGCACCCAGACAAAGGACAGCGGCAAAUAUGUCUUCCGGUUUGAAAUCGAUGAGAAAAACCGCUGGUUGGAUCAGCAAGGAGUUGAGCUGACGGUCACUGACACUCCGGACAGUCCCGCUAUCGCUUCCCCGGAAGACUUGCGCGAGGAUGAGCUGGCAACGUUCAUCUGCUCCAGUCCAUACGCCUGCCCCUACGACAGCAUCUCUCUGCGGUGGACGGGACAGAACGCAGAGACCUCUCGUGUCUCAAGGACGGUCCAGCUGGACACUGGGGGAGUGCUGCAGAAGCAGACCCUCAGCAGUUCGCUCUCCUGGCAGGAUCACAACCGGAAGCUGAGCUGCGAGGUGACCGCGGGUGCCCAGGCCAAAGCGAAUGAAGUCACGCUCCAGGUGAAACAUUCUCCCACAGGCGUCAAAGUGUCCAUAAGCCCAUCCGCAAAGAACAUCCGCGUGGGAGAUGCUGCGUCUCUCACAUGCAACAUGGCGAGCAGCUACCCGGAAGUCACUGCUUACAGGUGGUACAAAGAUGGGGUGGCCUGUGGGGCGGGGCAGGUGAAGGCCAUCCAGAGCAUCAGGCGGGAAGACUACGGCCAGUACCACUGCCAAGUGGAGAAUCCCGUUGGGACCGCGGUGGCUGAAACGGCAACACUCUAUGUUUUCACCGCCCUGCUGUCCGUCAGCCCUUCUUCCGAAGUCCAGGAAGGUGGGACGGUCAUGUUGACCUGUGAUGUUCCUGGGGAAGACAAGCAAGAGAUCCACUACAGCUGGUACAAGAACAACGUCUGGAUGAAGGAAGGCACGGCCCGGAGGCUGAUCUUUCACGAGGUGGCCGCUGGGGACACAGGAUACUACUUGUGCAAAGUGCAGAACGACAAAGGGAGCGAGAAGUCCCAAGUCGUUGGGCUGAAUGUCUUCUAUCCACCAAGGCCACCCACCCUCGCCUUGUUCCAAGAGACCCAGGAAGGGAAACUGGCCAUCAUUCACUGCACCGUCGACAGCAACCCCCAGUCCACUUUGAGCCUCUUCCGGGGCAAGCAGCUCAUCGCAACCACCAGUUCGCACUCGGCACCCAGUCAACGGAUCAGCGUCACCGCCACCCGCAACUCCCUGAAGCUGGAGAUCCAGAAGGUGGUCCCAGAAGACGAAGGCGAAUAUCAGUGCGUAGCGGCCAACAAGUAUGGGAAUGCCACCACUACGAGGUUCUUCGGUGCCCAGACUGCCAGGGUGGUGGUCAAUCCUUUCGAAGAGGUCCCUGAAGGGGAGAGAGUCACGCUGACUUGCCUGGCUACCUUGGAACCAGAGGAAGGGACCACUUACACGUGGUACAAGAACGCCAAGUGGCUGCAAGAAGGGAGGGAGAACGCGCUCGUCUUCCCAGCCGCAGUCAGCAGAGAUGCCGGGACAUUCUACUGCGUGGCCAAGAACAAGAAGGGCACCAACACGUCGCCAGCCGUCACUCUCCGCGUGCUGUACCCCCCAAGACAACCUGUGGUGGAGUCCUUCCUGGAGACACAAGAAGGACACCUGGGCGUCAUCCAGUGUACGGUGGACAGCAACCCGCCGUCUGAGAUAGCUUUGCACAAGGGCGACACUCUCCUAGGCUCCACGAAUGCCUCCUCCUCGCCGGCUGACCCGAGGGUGAGCGUGACCCAAUCUCACAACACGCUCAAGGUGAGCAUCAAAGGCGUCGCGCUGGAAGACGAGGGGCGGCUCGUGUGUUCGGCUCAAAACCGCUAUGGAGACUCGAGCACCUCUGUUGACUUCACCGCUGAAACCGCGAGGAUCGUCCUGACGCCGUCCCCAGAGGUGCCCGAAGGCCAGGAGGUCCGUCUGUCCUGCCUCGUGAGCAGCGAUGCCUCCACCUCGGCCAACUACACCUGGUACCGGAACGGACUCUGCCUGCCGGAAGCCCUCGGGGACUCCCUGGUGUUCCCCCAAGUGGCCAGAGGGGACGCAGGGGUGUAUUUCUGCCGGGCAGAGAGCCAUAGAGUCAGCAAAAGCUCAGCCUCCGUCACCUUGUCUGUGCUGUACCCUCCAGAGCCUCCUCGAGUGGCCGUCUUUGUGGAGACGGAGAAAGGAAGGACGGCCCUCUUCCGUUGUUCUGCAGACAGCAAUCCCCCCGCCGAGCUAAGUCUCUACAAAGGAGACCACCUCAUCGCCUCCACCGGUGCUCUCAGCGCGGCCCUCCCAAGGGCCCGGGUCUCCGCCACCCCCAACGCCAUGCGUGUGGAGAUGGGAGACAUCGUACCGGAGGACGAGGGCGGCUAUCGUUGCGUCGCUGCCAAUGUAUACGGUUCCUCCAUCGCGCGCCUGCAUUUCCACGUGCAAA